This is a messenger RNA of Didymella exigua CBS 183.55, 696 nucleotides long. RefSeq lists its product as uncharacterized. The record is from RefSeq and is a predicted model, not a curated record. Lineage: Eukaryota; Fungi; Ascomycota; Dothideomycetes; Pleosporales; Didymellaceae. The transcript has a single exon. The coding region runs from base 116 to 565 and encodes 149 amino acids.
CGAACGCUCUGUAUGGUUCGGAUUCUUGAUGCCGAUGCACUUGGACAUUUUGCGGACAGAGAUAUUCCUCGCACGCGCUUUGAUUCAGCGAAAUGCCAAGCGUCGUUUAUGACCGAUGAUGUCAGUAUUUCCGGAACUCUCACCAACAGUCGUCCUCCCAGAGCCACCAGCCACAAUUCUGCAUCAACUCCUGCUUCACGAUCUUUAUUUGCGAAACAAUGUCCUGCGAUUGCACAUCGUUUCCUAUCUUUCAACAUUAAAAUCUUGCUGGGCAUCGACGGCGUGCAUCACUUCUCAGAGCGGCAUCCAUGCAAUCAUGAUCAUCGGCGGGUUGCGGAAUGGUGUCCGCAAGCCCACAGUGAGUGGACUCAAGAGCGGGCGCCUUGCUGGCUUUGACGUAGCGCGACAGCCCACCAAUCCGCAACUGCGGGAUCGUGAGACCCUGCGUCGGCGUGAUUCUGACGAAGUUUCUGUCGCUCAAUCGCCGUCGGAGGUAACACGAUUGCCGAUCAUGACGCCUGAGGCACGAAAGCAUCAUUUCAAGCCCCCCAUCAUCCCGACGUGAACGAAGUCGGGACAGAAAGUUGGUCUCGACUUUCUGGGUAAAAGAGAAAAUAAUGCUCAUCGCUUUGGUGGCCUACAGCUGGCCAGCAGCAACUCAACACCUCUGCGCAGGCGGUGCCCUUCCUUGCAGGU